This is a messenger RNA of Aspergillus steynii IBT 23096, 282 nucleotides long. RefSeq lists its product as uncharacterized. The transcript is spliced from 2 exons. The record is from RefSeq and is a predicted model, not a curated record. The coding region runs from base 1 to 282 and encodes 93 amino acids. NCBI's taxonomy places the organism in Eukaryota, Fungi, Ascomycota, Eurotiomycetes, Eurotiales, Aspergillaceae.
AUGAAGCUCACCACCACCCUUGUUGCAAGUGUCAUGGCCCUCGCUGCCUCUGUGCAUGCUAGGGAUUGCACUGCCGGCUUGAAGUACUGCGGCAAAGUGCUGAUUGGUCUUGAUGACAAGUACCUUCCUAUGUUGCAAGAGCUGAACCGGCAAAGGGGCGUCAAUCCCAACGAGGGUAGGUGGAAGUACGAGUGCCUGCCUGGUGGUGAAGUUAAGAUUGAUAAGUUUUGCGAAAUCAAAUGCACGGACAUGGGAUAUGGGCAUAACGAUAUUUGCAACUGA